Messenger RNA from Closterium sp. NIES-67, 1971 nucleotides. NCBI's taxonomy places the organism in Eukaryota, Viridiplantae, Streptophyta, Zygnematophyceae, Desmidiales, Closteriaceae. The record is from the annotation of a GenBank genome assembly.
AUAGGACCUCCAUGAGCGGCGGUAAUCUUGCAGGUCUAGUUCGAGUGGCGAAAUGACAUCUGCUGCAUUCUAAAAUAGGAGUUCCUAGUGUACCGAACUUUCUGUGGCCGUCGAUAUAUCUGAUCCAUGAUCUUCCGCCGUUGUGUGAGUCGUCGUGCCCAAUGCACGCCAACCUAGCACCGCUCAUUCCAGCCACGGUACUUUCCGUGAUCUGAAUGCUUCUGCUGUAGAACUAAACAAGAAAAUUGCGUUGAUAGCACGAGAUGUGAGAUAGCAUCGGCAUGAGGACCGCAGCAGCCACCGUCAGGUGGCUUCACCGCACGUUAGGCGGGCGACAGAAAGCUCCAGCUCGAGAUCUAAAAAACCUCACUUUAAGCGUCCGCGUUACAGCUCCGGAAUCCAAACGAAGACCACUGCGGCUGAUCACGGUGUACGCCCUCGGCCUCCUUUUCACGGCUCUGAUCGUCAUUCCCGAUGCAAAUCAACGGCUGAUGAACCUCAAGAGCUCCUCCUCAGCAGAUUCAGGGGAAAGGUUCCCGGGAUCCCGGCAUCUAUCGGUUUCUUCUGCGAAAUCUAAAGCGGAAACUGGGAGCAGAAGCAAGAGCAAUGAGAUUCAGAAUAGUGCAAGCGGUGAGGCUGAGGAGCAAGAUGCAGGAGACGAUCCUCACGAUUUUGUCGCCCUGUCCGCGCGACGAACGACGCCUCGCGGACGCGGGAAGGUCGCUGAGAAAGGCAGAAUAGCAACACCUGAUCAAGAGCAACGCGGUCAAGAUACAAGCGGUCAGGAGGAAAGCCAAGCUGGUGCUGCUGAGAAUGCAGAAGACAAUACGGCGGGAACUGCAGCAGAUGUGGCUGAGACGGAGGCUGAUUCUGCUGCAGCAGAGGAAUCUGAUGCUGUGACUGACUUUCCAGAAGCAAGCGAAGAGGAAGUAGCCCGGGCCAAACCUGUCGUCCUUGCAUCUCCUCCUCCCCAACCUAAGCCCCCACCGAAAAAGCCCCCACGCCCUCCAAAUCCUAAGGACUUCCUCCUCACAUUCAAACCGAUUACUCCCACCCCACCCAAGACGUGGCCUGACAACAUCAUUCUCACCCUAGCCACGGGAGAAGCUUCCAAGAACAUGACAAUUCUGCUCCAGUCGUUUCAACGGUUUGUGGAGCAUGGAGGAAGAGCAUGGCUGAUCCUGUUCUUUGACCGUGUGCCGCUGUGGUGGUGGCCAAUGACUGCUGAGCAGAGGAGAGGAAUAUACAUGCAACAGUAUGAGGCACCACGAGCAGGGAAUUGGAGUCAUGCACCUGCCACCAACAUCCGAUACCUAGUGUUUAAAAAGUUCCUACACGAAUUGGGCUCGUCAUUUGAGGGAAACGUGGCCCUUUCGGAUGCUCAUGAUAUCCUCUUCCUCCGUGACCCUUUCCCUGCCAAGGAGGCCAAAGACAUGUUCUUACGCUUUAUCACGGAAGCUUCUCAGUACCCUAGGCAUGGAACCAAGGCAUUAUCUCUGCAACACAAGCAGCUAUUGGCUUGCUUUUCGCGAAAGGAAGCUUUCUCACUGGGAGGAAUGCGUGUUAUCAACCCUGGCUUCAUUUAUGGACCGGCUUUGCACAUGCGGCAGCUGCUGACACUGAUAGUGGCUGUGUUCCAGCAGGCUCCUCGAGUGUGUAUGAGGUGGGAAAAGAGUGAUCAGGCAGUCAUCAACCAGCUAGUACGAGCAGGGAUGCUGAAAAGAAUGCCGCAAAUAAAGGUGCAAGACAUGGAGCGUGCAAGUAUCCUCCACCGGUUUGGUCCAGAUGAUAAGUACAUCAUCGGUGACAAGAAGAAGGUGCUGAAUGAACACGGGGGCACUUUGUCGGUCCUACAUGGCUUUGAUCGGUUUCCAGAUACUCGAGUUCUGGCCAACAGAGUGUUGUCCGGGAAGCUUUGAAGAGUCUCUCUUUUUCUGGCUGUUAUGGGCCUGUAUGCGGCAGCGUCAAUUG